This is a messenger RNA of Corticium candelabrum, 747 nucleotides long. RefSeq lists its product as uncharacterized. The coding region runs from base 19 to 669 and encodes 216 amino acids. The record is from RefSeq and is a predicted model, not a curated record. The transcript has 3 exons. NCBI's taxonomy places the organism in Eukaryota, Metazoa, Porifera, Homoscleromorpha, Homosclerophorida, Plakinidae.
GUCAGUCGGUAAGCUAGUAUGGAGACCGCUCGACUUCAAACGGUUGUUGUAGCUAGACAUGGAGAGCGCUUAGAUUCUGUAGACGAAGAUUGGGCGAAGAGAAACGUCACAAGAAUUUACGACCCGCCACUAACUAGUCGAGGAGAAGCUCAAGCGACAGAAGCGGGACGUACCAUUGCAAGCAAAGUAAAGGGAAUACGUCACGUGAUUUCGUCUCCGUACCUCCGCUGCCUGCAGACAAGCAAAGCUAUUGCUGAUGUCUUACGUCUUCCAUCGCUCGGAGUGAACAACGACUUGUCCGAGUACCUUGAAGCAUCUCUCUAUCGUAGAAAGCCUAACUUUCCAUCCCCACUCAUGCCAACAAACAUUAAGCUGGAUGAUUCCGGAAUCGACAGCCCUCUACCUCCUCUUCCAGAAGAUAAAUCCGUCGUCUUUGAAAGAUUCGAUCGAGCAAUCAACCAAACAGCGGACAAACACUGGCCGCGCAAUCUCGUGCUCGUUACUCAUGUGAUUGGCGUAUCGAAAGCGGUCUGUCUCGGAUAUCCUUGCGACAAGAUAGACGUCGAGAAAGUGGACGUCUGCGGAUAUGUGACAUUGCAGCGAGAGUGCAGAGGGUCGCUGUGGAAGAUGAUAGACAGUCGCGGAGUCCAUUUUGUGGUCAUAUUGUGAUGCACGUCUGCAUGCAUGCCAUACCUAGCUAGAUGAGCAAAUGGUAAGUUUUGCAAUGUCAAGAUAACGUUAGCUAGA